GUUGUGACUUGACUCAGAGGAGAAAAUGACACGUUUGUUUCAAAGUCCAGACUGCAGCUGCGAGUGUUUGUCAGUUUCUGUAGAUCAACAUGGAUGAACACAAAAAGAAGAAGAUUCUGUGUGUGGGUUUGGUGUGUCUUGAUAUCAUCAACGUGGUGGACAAAUACCCAGAAGAAGACACUGACAACAGGUGUUUGUCACAGCGCUGGCAGCGAGGAGGAAAUGCUUCUAACUCCUGCACUGUGCUGUCGCUGCUCGGAGCGUCCAGCGCCUUCAUGGGCUCGCUGUCUGCUGGACCUGUAGCCGAUUUCAUUUUGGAAGAUUUUCAGAAGCUCGACAUUGAUGUGUCUCUGGUGUCUGAGCACGCUCAGUGUGUCCUUCCCACCUCUGUGGUCAUCAGUAACGUCAGCACAGGAAGCCGCACCAUCCUGCAUAUGAACAGUUUCAUCAUGGCUGACUUUUUGCAGCGGGGGGUUGAUGUGUCAGCAGUUGUUUGGCAGAUAGAAGGUCAAACUCCAUGUGCGUGUUGUGUGGUUUGUCCUUCCAGCGGUUCUCGAACCGUCGUUCUCUCCGACACGAACCUUCCUGAUGUUACAGCAGAGGAUUUCUCCAAAGCUGACCUCCAUCAGUUCAAGUGGAUCCACUGGGAGGGCCGAAAUGCUGAGGAACAGGUGAAGAUGAUCCAGCAGGUGGCGAUGUAUAACAGCACUUUACCACCUCAGCAGAGAAUCACUGUCUCUGUGGAGAUAGAGAAGACCAGAGAGCCGCUGUAUCAGCUGAUUCCUUACGGUGACGUGGUGUUUGUCAGUAAAGACGUCGCUCGUCACUUUGGUUUCCUGACUGCUGAAGCUGCUCUGAAAGGACUCUACAGUCGGGUCAAAAAGGGGGCUGUCCUGGUUUGUGCCUGGGCAGAAAAAGGAGCGGAUGCUUUGGGUCCUGACGGUUUGGUCGUUCAUUCAGAUGCUUUUCCUCCUGAAACUCUGGUUGAUACUCUUGGAGCUGGAGACACUUUCAACGCUGCUGUCAUCUAUACACUGUCCAAUGGUGGCAGUCUGGAGAACGCUCUGACCUUCGGCUGCAGAGUUGCUGGUAGGAAGUGUGGUUUCCACGGUUACGACAGUAUCAGUGAACAGUUCACGGACGACUGAGUGAAGAAUUAAAAACAUGGAUGGAUUCAGAGAACUGAUUACUAACACUGUCGAAAAAUGAUGAUGAUAAUAAUGAUAAUAAUCUAAUAAAAUCUAAUAAAAUGGUCCAGUGUGGGAUGCAGUGAGUUGCUGUAUUUUUCUUACCAGCUGAUCAGUACAUGACUGAAGUGAACUCAUUCCAUUUAAUGAUCUAACAUCUAACAUUACGUGCUAAUGUUCAAAAAUGUUUUCAGAAUUUUGGUCAAAUUUCUGUCUUUUGAUUUUUGUUUUACUGUCAUUAAGUAGUUUGUUUGGUUUUGUUAUUUUCUGUUUUAUACUGAAGGUUUCCCUCAUGUUUCAUCUUACUUCCUGUGUUUUCCCGCCUUUCUAAUUGUUGAUCUGUUUCACCUGAUUUGUUUUCAGCUGUGCCUCGUUAGUCCUCCAUCCCAGUGUAUUAAAACCAGUGUUUUUCCCUCCAUCCCAACCAGAUCGUCUUACUUCUUGUUUCAUGCAUCCCUGCUUUCCCAAAGUGUUUCCCUGUGCUUCCUUAGAUCUUUGACUUUUGCUUUAUUUUCCCUUCGACUUUGCUUGAUUUCUCAUUUUUGGACUUGUGCUCUUUUUUUUGGAUUAAUUUGCUGAUUUGGACUCUUUGUUGUUUUUUGACCUACCUCCUCUUCCUCCCAAGUCUUGUUUUUGUUUGUCACUCAGUGAAAUAAACUUUUGCCUUCUGGG
This is a messenger RNA of Chelmon rostratus (copperband butterflyfish), 1859 nucleotides long. RefSeq names its product ketohexokinase (gene khk). The transcript has 9 exons. The record is from RefSeq and is a predicted model, not a curated record. Gene Ontology annotation, molecular function: ketohexokinase activity. Gene Ontology annotation, biological process: fructose metabolic process. The coding region runs from base 90 to 1148 and encodes 352 amino acids. NCBI's taxonomy places the organism in Eukaryota, Metazoa, Chordata, Actinopteri, Chaetodontiformes, Chaetodontidae.